GCUACCUACCUGUCUGUCUGCAGGAGGAUCAGAGAGUCCUCUCCCUACGGGUCGCUCCCCACCUGGCGCCUGCUGUCUGUCAUCGUCAAGUGUGGAGACGACCUCCGACAGGAACUAGUGGCCUCACAGGUCCUCACCCAGCUACAGAGUAUCUGGGCCCUGGAGCGCGUCCCUCUCUGGGUGAAGCCCUACAAGAUCCUGGUGAUGUCGUCAGACAGCGGCAUGAUAGAACCCCUGGUGAACGCAGUGUCCCUGCACCAGGUGAAGAAGCAAAGCCAGCUGUCCCUGCUGGACUACUUCCUGCAGGAGCACGGCUCCUCGUCCAGCGAGGGCUUCCUGUCCGCCCAGAGGAACUUUGUGUACAGCUGUGCUGCCUACAGCCUGCUGUGCUACCUGCUGCAGGUCAAGGACAGACACAAUGGGAACAUCCUGCUGGACUCUGAGGGUCACCUCAUCCACAUCGACUUCGGCUUCAUCCUGUCCUCGUCGCCGCGGAACCUCGGCUUCGAGACGUCCGCCUUCAAGCUCACCGCCGAGUUCGUAGACGUGAUGGGCGGUGCGUUGGGGGACAUGUUUGUGUACUACAAGGUGCUGCUGCUCCAGGGUCUGCUGGCCGCCAGGAAGCACAUGGACAAGAUCCUCAACAUCGUGGAGAUCAUGCAGCAAGGCUCCCCCCUGCCCUGCCUCCAGGGCCCCGGGUCCCUGCGGGGGCUGAAGGAGCGCUUCCUCCUGUCGCUGACGGAGGAGCAGCUGCAGCUGCAGGUGGAGCGGAUGGUGGAGGCCUCGCUGCGCUCCGUCACCACCCGGCUCUACGACGGCUUCCAGUACCUCACCAACGGCAUCAUGUGACCCGGGAGGGCCAAUCACAGCCCAGGAGGACCCCUAAAGGGGCGGCGCCUGGAAUCUGUUCCUCACAACCAACCGGCCGCCGGCCCAGGAGACAAGAUGGUGGGCCCUGGUUAGCCCCCUGGUUAGCCCCCCAGUUAGCCCCCCGGUUAGCCCACUGGUUAGCCCCCCAGUUAGCCCCCCGGUUAGCCCACUGGUUAGCCCCCCGAUUAGCCCCCUGGUUAGCCCCCCCGGUUAGCCCCCUGGUUAGCCCCCCCGGUUAGCCCCCUGGUUAGCCCACUGGUUAGCCUCAUGGUUAGCCCCCUGGUUAGCCUCGUGGUUAGCCCCCUGGUUAGCCUCGUGGUUAGCCCCCUGGUUAGCCCCCCUGGUUAGCCUCCUGGUUAGCCCCCUGGUUAACCCCCUGGUUAGCCUCGUGCUUAGCCUCGUGGUUAGCCAUCCUGGUUAGCCAACUGGUUAGCCAUCCUGGUUAGCCUCAUGGUUAGCCCCCUGGUUAGCCUCGUGGUUAGCCAUCCUGGUUAGCCCCCCUGGUUAGCCCCCCUGGUUAGCCCCCCUGGUUAGCCAUCCUGGUUAGCCUCCGUUGUUAGCCCCCUGAUUAGCCUCCCCUGGUUAGCCCCCCUGGUUAGCCUCCCUGGUUAGCCCCCCUGGUAAGCCUCCCUGGUUAGCCCGUGUUUUAAAUGCUACUGUGUUGAUGUGAAGAAAGCUACGCUAUGCUACGCUACGUUACGCCUAGCUCUUCACAUUGUAACUUUACUAACCAUCAGAAAAAUCUUGAAUCAAGAGUUGAGUUUAGCCAAAAUGGCCUCUGAUCUGUGGUGACUGCACAUGUGAAAACCUUUAAUGAUUAAUCUAUGAAUGACCGAUCAUUUCAACCUACAGUUUGACCUGUGCUCUGAUUGGCCGAUAAGAUACAUUCCUGAGAUCUACUAGAACCAAUCAGAACCGUUGAGGUACCAUGUAAAGACUUCUCCUACAGUAAUACUACACCCGCUGUAUCAAUACUAUGAGUUCUACUACAGUAAUGCUACAAUACCCUCUGUAUGUAUACCAUGUGUACUGUACAGGUAUCUGAUGACCUCUGACCUCUUCAUGGAUCAGACCCAGAGAGUCAUGAGCUGUGAACCUCCAAUAAACACAAAACCUUUUA
Messenger RNA from Gadus macrocephalus (Pacific cod), 1990 nucleotides. Its product is annotated as phosphatidylinositol 4-kinase beta-like. The transcript is spliced from 6 exons. The record is from RefSeq and is a predicted model, not a curated record. Gene Ontology annotation, biological process: phosphatidylinositol-mediated signaling; phosphatidylinositol phosphate biosynthetic process. The annotation marks the transcript as partial. NCBI's taxonomy places the organism in Eukaryota, Metazoa, Chordata, Actinopteri, Gadiformes, Gadidae. Gene Ontology annotation, molecular function: 1-phosphatidylinositol 4-kinase activity. Gene Ontology annotation, cellular component: cytoplasm; membrane.